Molecule: messenger RNA, 828 nt
Organism: Colletotrichum higginsianum IMI 349063
Lineage: Eukaryota; Fungi; Ascomycota; Sordariomycetes; Glomerellales; Glomerellaceae
Product: Short chain dehydrogenase reductase family
Exons: 1
Coding region: 1-828 (275 amino acids)
Molecular function (GO): oxidoreductase activity
Source: RefSeq, a predicted model, not a curated record
AUGGCCCCUCACACUUACAAGUAUCUAAACAAACUCGCCCAGAAACGGGUCCUGGUCAUCGGCGGCUCCUCCGGCCUAGGCUACGCCGCCGCAGAAGCCUCCAUCGAACACGGCGCCGCCGUCAUCCUCGCCAGCUCCUCCCCCGCAAAGCUCGCCUCGGCCGCCGCCCGUCUCCGCGACUCCCACCCCGCUUCCCAGGUUCCCUCCUCGCCCAUCCCGGCGCCCGCCAUCGCCACCUUCGCUAUCGACCUCGCCGACCUCGACAACCUCACCGCCAACCUCACGACCCUCCUAGACGCGGCCACGGACGGCGGCGCCUCCAAGCUGGACCACAUCAUAUACACUGCUGACGCCGCGUCCCCGCUCCCGCCCUUGUCCGAGACGGCGCCGCGUCACAUCACAUCCGCCCUCUCCCUCCGCGCCCACGCCCCCCUCCUCCUCGCCUCCGUCCUGGAAGCCGCGCCGGGGAAGUACAUAUUCUCCUCACCGGACGCCUCCGUGACCUUCACCAACGGCUCGAGCUCCCACCGCCCAAUGCCCGGCUGGGCCGUCGCUGACGCCGCCGCCGCCGCGACCGAGGGUCUCGUGCGGGGGUUGGCGUGCGCCCUCGCGCCGCUGCGCGUGAACCUCGUCUCGUCGGGACCCGUGACGACAGAGCUGCUCCGCUCGCUGCCCGAAGAGACGGCCGAGCUAUUCCGGGCGAAGUGCCUGACGGGUCGGUUGGGGAGGCCUGAAGACGUGGCGGAGGCGUACUUGUAUUUGAUGAAGGACGGAUUCAUUUCUGGAUCAACCAUCUUUACCGAGGGCGGUCGGAUACUGUCAUCGUGA